GGGGGGGGGGGGGGGGGGGGGGAAGCAGAGUUAGACGCCGGACAAAAGAACUUCUAGAGCCCCUUAUAUCCAUAUUUCCAUGCGUGGUGCAUGAGGGCGCGCGCAUGGAGUAGUCAUGGAAGCCCCUUUGAGCAAGAGGAACCCCGCGUUAAGAUUAGCGGAUUUGGCAGCCACUCAAGUCCUUCCUCACCAGAACAUGACAGGCUUCCCGGGGCUAGGGGGGCAUCACCCUCUCUCCCACCAUGCCCACCUCCACCCUGGGGAGCUGGCCAACGACCCCGGCGUGGCACUCACUCCAUUCGGACCGGAGCACAUGGCACAAACCAGUGCUCUCAAGCUCAGCCCCUCGCAGCACAUCCAGAGCCACCACGAAGCCCAGACCGCGGCGGCGGCUGCUGCUGCUGCGGCGGCGACCGCAGCCUCCUUCGCUCCGGCUCAGACUACCGUGGGCUUCCCUGUGGCCCACCACCACCACCACCACCACCCGGGAUACUCAAGCAGCAGGGACUUGAUCCUCAGGAGAGAACUCUCAGCCUCCGCCAUGCACGCUCUCGGCGACCAGUCCUCCGCCUCCCCCCAUCACCACCACGGCGUGUUCAUCUCCCCAACAGGUGCGUACGGCCACGCGGACAGCGGGGCCCACUCGCUCUUCUCGGGGCUCCACGAGCAAGCGUCCCCGGGCUCGCACCCACACCACCACGCACUCAAUGGGCAGAUGCGCCUGGGUCUACCGGGGGACCUCUACGGUAGGUCGGAUCACUUCGGGGCCCGGCAGGAUCACUACGGAGCCUCCGCCCUGCACGGCUACAACAACGUGAACGCAGCCCACGGGCCCGCGGGGGCCUUCCUGCGCUACAUGCGACAGCCCAUCAAGCAGGAGCUCAUCUGCAAGUGGGUCGAGCCGGAGCUGCAGAGUGCUAAGAAGCCCUGCUCCAAGACCUACAGCACCAUGCACGAGCUGGUCAACCACGUCACGGUGGAGCACGUCGGCGGGCCGGAGCAGAGCUCGCACGUCUGCUUCUGGGAGGAGUGCCCGCGGGAGGGGAAGGCGUUCAAGGCCAAGUACAAACUCAUCAACCACAUCCGAGUGCACACCGGAGAGAAGCCCUUCCCGUGCCCAUUCCCGGGCUGCGGGAAAGUGUUUGCCCGCUCGGAGAACUUGAAGAUCCACAAGAGGACACACACAGGUGAGAAGCCCUUCAAGUGCGAGUUUGAAGGCUGCGACCGGAAGUUCGCCAACAGCAGCGACCGGAAGAAGCACUCGCACGUGCACACGUCCGAUAAGCCCUACUACUGCAAGGUCCGCGGGUGCGACAAGUCCUACACGCACCCAAGCUCCCUGCGCAAACACAUGAAGGUGCAUUGCAAGAGCUCCCCGCCACCUCCCAACAACACGACCACAUACAUCCCCUCCUCCGCCACCAGCAAUCCGCUCGGGGAGCCCCUCUCCCCGCAGCGGAACCGCUCCGCAAGCCUCUCCCCGCAGGUGACCAACCUGAACGAGUGGUACGUGUGUCAAGGCAGCGGAGGGGGGGUGCACCACCAACACCAGCAACACCAGCAGCAACACAGCCUGCACUCCCCCUCCAGUGAUGUGCCCACCUCAGAGUCUGAAGAUGAGGACUCGUUUAGAGACUCAGACCCCAGGACGAUGCUAUAAUUACCAUCCCUGGGGAUGGGACACAAAAUAGAAAAAAAAACACUCAAUCAAAGCGGAUGCAGUUCCAAAACCAGCUUCCUUCAAAGUAACACUUUUGGGUUUUAAUAUGCAAAUUAGAGCUAAUAAUUCCGAUUCCAUCAACAAGUGUCCUGCCGUCCAUUUAGUGCAGGGUUGGGUCAACAAUUUCAUUCAUCAUUGCCCUUUUAUAAUUGAACUCCUCAAGGGCCAUUCAAAAUUUAUGGAAAAAUAUGAUCAAACUAAUGUUCAUUAUUCAUUAUUGUCCUGACAUUUUAUAAAUUGCUUGGAAAUGAUCUCACGUAUCAAAAACAGCCCAUUAGCCGCUGAUUUCUCACCCCAGAUUUAGCGUGGAAACAUAAUUUGCUUUUUUUUAAUUUUAUGAGCUAUCAUCUGCCUACAAAACAAAACAAAAAAUAUAUAUAUUUUAUUAUUAUUUUGAUAACAAAAUACGUCUCAAGGGUUCUUGCUGUGUUUUGGAUGUUUUUUUUGUAUUAUUUAAGAGGUAUUUAAGUCUAUAUUUUAUGCAACAACAAAAGUCCCCGGGGACCCUAAAAAAUACACUGACAGACUUGGUUGGAAUUGUACAUAUGUGAGUGUACUCAUGUUUGUGAAUGUUGUAGUUUUUAUUGCUACUCUAGAAGAAUAUGUCUUUUUUUUGUACAUUGUAAUUUAUUUGCUGGUUUCAAUGUUGUACUGAAAUUACAGAAGCACCAAAGAAAUAAUGAUGAUAAUAAUACCAGUUUUUGUGGUAGUACCCUGCUGAUAUUUUUGUAACUUUUGUUAUAUAUUUUUUCAAAUUUAAUUUGCUUAAUUUUUUUUUUUUAUUAAGAGAAUUUUUUGUCCUGUAAAAAGACUGACUUGAAUAGGCUGUGUAAUGUGAAAUGUUCAGUUUUUUUGAGAAAAAAAAAAUCCCUCGCAUGUCUUUUUUAAAAAAAUUAUUAUUACUUUUUUAAAAUAUUAGUGAUGUGUCUCUUUUGUUGAGGUGCAUGGUGCCAUUUGUACAUGUAUUUAAAAGAUAUGAAAAUGGGGGGUAAUGACUGUCUUGAACCUUGAUGUUUAAAAUUCAAUUUACGAUAUAAAAAAAAUAAUACAAAAAGCAUUAAUAAAUAUCAGUACGGAAGGCAA
Syngnathus acus (greater pipefish) is the source of this 2803-nucleotide messenger RNA. RefSeq names its product zic family member 5 (odd-paired homolog, Drosophila) (gene zic5). The coding region runs from base 116 to 1660 and encodes 514 amino acids. NCBI's taxonomy places the organism in Eukaryota, Metazoa, Chordata, Actinopteri, Syngnathiformes, Syngnathidae. The transcript is spliced from 2 exons. Gene Ontology annotation, biological process: central nervous system development; regulation of transcription by RNA polymerase II. Gene Ontology annotation, molecular function: RNA polymerase II cis-regulatory region sequence-specific DNA binding; DNA-binding transcription factor activity, RNA polymerase II-specific. The record is from RefSeq and is a predicted model, not a curated record. Gene Ontology annotation, cellular component: nucleus.